CCACCCAUAAACAAAACCACACAUCUCGACCGGGGGCAGUUGAUUCUGUUAAUAGCAGUGAAGUGAGAAAAUAGCAACAAAAAUACAACGAAUUUGAUUCGGAAAUGGCAACGAAUUUUCAUUUAUUUCGUUUAUUCGUCGGGUAUUUGUUGCUUUCCAAUGUGUCGAUCUCACAGUGCUUAAAUGUAACAUGUCACAAUCAAAUUGGUUCGCAUCCAUUCCAUCGCAUGAACACGUGCUAUAUCACAAGGAUCGAUCGGCUGCUUGAAAUCAAUGAACAUUUAACAUUCAUACAAUCGUACGGUUCCCCGGAUAAAAUCAAAACCUUGGAUAUUUCAACUCCACCAGAUGAUCCAGGCAUUGAUCAUGUUCCUGUUGAAGCAUUUCACUGGUUUCCUCAUUUGGAAUCACUUCGUGUUAAUUCAAAAUUGACAUCGAUUACUGCUACUGACCUUGAAUUGGCUGCAAAUUUGACGCAGCUUAUGAUAUCCAACCAGUUACUUCUGAUUCCCGUUGGAAUCUUCCCAUUGAACAACAAUCUGACGUUUUUGUCGUUUGAAUCCAAUCGAAUUUCCACGAUUGAUGACUAUGCAUUCAAAGGACUGAACCACUUGUUCUCUUUGAAGUUGCAUAAAAAUCAAUUGGAAACAAUAAAACGACACACACUAUCCGGGUUGAAUGUGUUACAUGUGUUGAAUCUCAACGAAAACAAGAUUCGAGUCAUAGAAAGUGGAGCGUUCGAAGACUUGAGUGAAUUAGAAUUUCUUCAUUUGCAACAAAAUCGACUGGAAAUAUUGUAUGAUGACAUUUUCCAUGGGCUGAUCAAUUUGAUAGAUAUUUCGCUUAGAGAAAACCGAAUAACCGACAUCAAUGAGUCGCUGAAGAAUUUGAUGAGCAUCAAGAAUAUCAACUUGGAUCAUAAUCACAUUGACAAUUUGGAUUUGAAUGAGUUUGCCAAGUUUCCAUCGUUAGUCGUCUUGAGGCUGAUUAAUACCACAUUUUCAUUUGACAAAACCAAACAAUCGCGAAAUGAACACACGCCAACUACAUCGAAAUUGCAAUAUCUGGACUUGGAUAAAAACAACUUGAGCAACCCUUUGGAUUUACAAUCCCUCGGAAUUUUUAGUAAAUUAAAAGAAUUGAGUUUAGAUAACAAUUUGUAUUAUAAUUUCAAUUGGAGUGGUGAAGCACUGAAAAUGUUAUUACCAAAUUUAAAAUUUAUAUCACUCGAAGGAAACGGCAUCGAUCAAAGUGUAUUGACUUCAAUCACCGAUGAAGUGAAUACUUUUCCGACUGUUGUUUAUGAUGACGAAGAAUGAGACAAUGAAAAUUAGUUCAAGUUUCUCAAUACCAUGCAGUUCCAAGUUCUUGUUUCAUACAAUAUUCUUGCAAUAAAACAAUGUGAAAAUGAGUGCACUUCCGAAAAAAAAA
This is a messenger RNA of Sitodiplosis mosellana (orange wheat blossom midge), 1431 nucleotides long. RefSeq names its product leucine-rich repeat-containing protein 15-like. The coding region runs from base 105 to 1319 and encodes 404 amino acids. The transcript has 2 exons. The record is from RefSeq and is a predicted model, not a curated record. Lineage: Eukaryota; Metazoa; Arthropoda; Insecta; Diptera; Cecidomyiidae. Gene Ontology annotation, molecular function: protein binding.